This is a messenger RNA of Botrytis deweyae, 1716 nucleotides long. RefSeq lists its product as uncharacterized. Gene Ontology annotation, molecular function: ATP binding; RNA binding; aspartate-tRNA ligase activity. The record is from RefSeq and is a predicted model, not a curated record. Bases 1 to 1716 code for a protein of 571 amino acids. Lineage: Eukaryota; Fungi; Ascomycota; Leotiomycetes; Helotiales; Sclerotiniaceae. The transcript is spliced from 3 exons. Gene Ontology annotation, biological process: aspartyl-tRNA aminoacylation. Gene Ontology annotation, cellular component: cytosol; aminoacyl-tRNA synthetase multienzyme complex; cytoplasm.
AUGGCGGAACCAAGUAAAGAAAUUCCAACUGACCCCGCCAUCGCAGCUGGAGGCGCCCCACCUACCGGUGAAGACCCCGCACAACCCUCUAAGAAAGGAGCCAAAAAAGCAGAAGCCAAAGCCAAGAAGGAAGCAGAAAAGGCACGCAAAGCCGCCGAGCAAGCUGCUAAACAAGCUGCCGCUGGAUCUGCUGCUGCUGAGGAUCUUGCGAAAGAUGAUUAUGGACAAAUUAAACACACCACUAAGAUCGAAGCCGAAAGUGUACAUCUGAGGGAGAUUGGAGAACAACAUAUUGGCAAGACAAUCAAGGUUCGUGCAUGGAUUCAGAAUGCAAGAAUGCAAGGAGCGAAGAUGGCGUUUGUGGAGUUGAGAGAGGAGGGUAACUGGACAGUCCAGGGAGUUGUGAGUGCCAGCGCGGAGGGCAAGCCGGUCAGCAAACAAAUGGUCAAGUGGAUUGGAGGGUUAAAGCUGGAGAGUUUUGUUGCCGUUGAGGCUGUUGUACAGAAGCCAUUGGAGCCUGUUAAGAGCACAAAGGUUUCGAACUUCGAAUUACAUCUUGGAAAGGUAUACUUGGUAGCUACUGCGCCCGAGAUGUUGGGAUUGGGAUUGGGACCAGCGAGCAGAGCUGUAGGGAAGUUGGAUGAGGAAGAAGAUCUUAGUGAAGCUGCUGCCGGUCUCAGUGUCACAGAAGGCACUCCAACAGCCAGUCUGGCCUCUCACCUUAACAACCCCGCUAUGCACAAACGAGCACCUGUCAGCCAAGCUAUCGCUGAUAUCCGGAUCGCUGUCGAGGACUACUUUUGCGACUAUCUGAGAAGCCAUCGUUUCAAGAAAUUUCAUCCUCCUUGUUUGAUCGGAGCUGCUUCCGAAGGCGGUGCAAACGUUUUCAGAAUGCCAUACUUCGACAAAGAAGCUUAUCUCGCCCAAUCCCCACAAUUUUACAAACAAUUUGAAAUCGCCGGAGGCCGAAAGAGAGUCUACUGUGUUGGACCUGUUUUCCGUGCAGAGAAUUCGAAUACUCCAAGACACAUGACUGAGUUCAUUGGUCUUGAUUUGGAGAUGGAAAUUGAUGAACAUUAUCACGAAGUCUUGCACAUGCUCGAAGGUGUUCUUCUUUUCAUUUUCCGCAACCUUGCCGAGAACUACCGCGAAGAAAUUGAGCUUAUCCGCUCAAUUUACCCAUCCGAAGAGUUCCUUCUCCCCGAACCUGGCAAGGAAGUCCGUCUUACUUUUGCCGAAGGUCAAAAGCUCCUUCGUGAAGAAGGGCCCGAAGAAUUCAGAAACGUCACCGACACCGAAGAUAUGAGCACACCUCAAGAAAAGGCUCUCGGAGCACUCGUUCGUAAGAAGUUUAAUACUGAUUUCUAUGUCCUUGACAAAUUCCCAGUCGAUGCUCGUCCAUUCUACGCGAUGCCAGAUCCCGAAAACCCUGCCGUCACCAACGCAUAUGACUUCAUGAUGCGUGGACAAGAAAUUCUGAGCGGUGGUCAGAGAUUACAUUUACCAGAGCAACUGGAGGAGGUGAUCAGAUCGAAGGGCUUGGACCCCAACCAACCAGGUAUCAAAGAAUAUGUAGAUGUUUUCAAGAGUGUCGGUGUGCCUCCUCACGGUGGUGGAGGAAUUGGUCUGGAUAGAGUUGUGGCUUGGUAUUUGAAUUUGCCGAGUGUGCAUUUGGUUUGCGAUUACCCAAGAACACCAAAGAGAUUAAGUCCUUAG